GGGAGGGCGUGCGGGCGGCUAGUGCGGUGAGCGCGCGAGAAGGGCCGGAGCCGGCCUGGGAGCCUCCGGAGCCGAGCGCAGCGAGCGGCGAGCGCUUGGGUGGCGGCAGCGGCAGCGUGCGCGAUGGCUCCGGCCGCGGACCGCAAGGGCUACUGGGGUCCCACGACGUCCACGCUGGACUGGUGCGAGGAGAACUACGCGGUGACCUGGUACAUCGCCGAGUUCUGGAAUACAGUGAGUAACCUGAUUAUGAUUAUACCUCCAAUUUUUGGUGCAAUUCAGAGUGUUAGAGAUGGACUGGAAAAGCGGUACAUUGCUUCUUAUUUAGCACUCACAGUGGUAGGAAUGGGAUCCUGGUGCUUCCACAUGACUCUGAAAUAUGAAAUGCAGCUAUUGGAUGAACUCCCAAUGAUUUACAGCUGUUGUAUAUUUGUGUACUGCAUGUUUGAAUGCUUCAAGAUGAAGAACUCUGUAAACUACCACCUGCUUUUUAUCUUAGUUCUAUUCAGUUUAAUAGUAACCACAGUUUACCUUAAGGUAAAGGAGCCUAUAUUCCAUCAGGUCAUGUAUGGAAUGUUGGUCUUCACAUUAGUACUUCGAUCUAUUUAUAUUGUUACAUGGGUUUAUCCAUGGCUCAGAGGACUGGGUUAUACAUCCUUGGGCAUAUUUUUAAUGGGGUUUCUAUUAUGGAACAUAGAUAACAUCUUUUGUGAUUCACUGAGGAACUUUCGAAAGAAGGUGCCACCUAUCAUAGGUGUUGCCACACAGUUUCAUGCAUGGUGGCAUAUUUUAACUGGCCUUGGUUCUUAUCUUCACAUCCUUUUCAGUUUAUAUACAAGAACUCUUUACCUGAAAUACAGGCCAAAAGUAAAGUUUCUCUUCGGAAUCUGGCCAGUGAUCCUGUUUGAGCCUCUCAGGAAGCACUGAUGAAUUAUUCCACCAAGAAAACAAAAAAGCACCUACCAUAGACCUGGCCAAAUGAAUAAGGAAAUCCUUAAAGAUCUACACAUUCAAGUAUAUUAUGACCAUCAGAGUAAAGAGUGACUUUCUGAGUAAUGCUGCCAGUCACGCAGAGAAUAAGGAAUGGGGCAUGUUGGAUGUUUAGCUUGUGUCUUUAUCUCAUUGUCCUUCUCCUCCUCACCCUCACUCUAAAAUGUUUUUUUUUUUUUUUUUAAAAA
This is a messenger RNA of Mustela lutreola (European mink), 1178 nucleotides long. RefSeq names its product alkaline ceramidase 3 (gene ACER3). The transcript is spliced from 11 exons. The record is from RefSeq and is a predicted model, not a curated record. NCBI's taxonomy places the organism in Eukaryota, Metazoa, Chordata, Mammalia, Carnivora, Mustelidae. Gene Ontology annotation, biological process: phytosphingosine biosynthetic process; ceramide metabolic process. Gene Ontology annotation, cellular component: endoplasmic reticulum membrane. Bases 124 to 927 code for a protein of 267 amino acids.